Ustilago hordei is the source of this 2205-nucleotide messenger RNA. RefSeq lists its product as uncharacterized. Gene Ontology annotation, molecular function: hydrolase activity. The transcript has a single exon. The record is from RefSeq and is a predicted model, not a curated record. The coding region runs from base 1 to 2205 and encodes 734 amino acids. NCBI's taxonomy places the organism in Eukaryota, Fungi, Basidiomycota, Ustilaginomycetes, Ustilaginales, Ustilaginaceae.
AUGAAGGUGGUCGCCUCCCUGGCCGCCCUCCUGGGUCUGGUCAAGCUCGCAUCUUCUUCUCCUGCCCGCUACUUUCCGCGCGAUUCUGCCCCAUCAUCAGCUCCGUCUCGAGCAGGAGACUUCCACCAGCAAACUUCGGCCUACACUGCAGCAAGCGCUUUCCCUACCUCGCUCUUUGCUUCGUACUACAACGAUCCCGCAUCGAUGACUGCUGAGCCUCGUCCUGUGGUCGCUGACGUCGCACGUAACUCUGUCUUCUCCGAUCUCCUCGCCAACCCCACCAUCCUACCACUCGGACCUUCGCCUUCUGAGGCCGUAUACCCGCUUCCCACCGGUGCAGCUUCACCGGAUAUCGCAUCUCAAGUCCGCAAGGAGCUCAGCGACAUCUUUAGCUCGACCAACGCCAACUGCACAAAGUGCACCGAUGCUCUCAAGGUCGCACAGAAGCUCACCAAGCAGUCACCCAAGGAGGUCCCCGGUAUGCUUGUCGAGAUGUGCAAGAAGUACAGCUACAAGUCCAGCUCAGCUUGCGAGAAGACGUACGCUCCGCAAGUCCUCGGAUCUGUCUACGCUCAGGUGCUGAGCUAUGCCGACUUUUCCUCGUCGAACAGCACCGAUGCUCAGUACAUCUGUAACAUCGUUGUCGGCUCUUCCACUUCCAACUGCACUCUUCCCAAGCCUCGUCACCUUGACGAGAGCUUCCUUGACAACUGGUUUGGUAGUAAACGUACUCUACCUGCAUCGUACAACCGCAACGUAGGCGAGCCGACCGAGAAUGGGAAAGAUCUCCGUGUGCUGCAUAUGUCGGACAUCCACGUCGACCCACGCUUCUUCGUCGGCGGUGAAGCUUCAUGCACCAACGGACGAUGCUGUCGAGCUGAUGCAUACAACUCCACCCUCAGCAACGGCAACUUCACACAGGGAAUGCUGCCCAAGUCCAACAUCUCAGAACCUGCUACAUACUGGGGCAACUUCAAAUGUGAUGCACCCUGGAGUCUCGCCAUGUCCUCUCUUGAAGCUGUUACUCCCCUCAACGGCGGAGAAGAGGUCGACAUGACCAUUCACACCGGUGACAUGGUCGUGCAUGAUCUUGCGCAGUAUAUUUCGCAAGAUUUGGUCAAGUACACCCACCAAGCGCUGUACGACAGUAUCCGAGCAUUGCUGGGUAAAGGUCCAGUCUUUAAUGCUAUCGGUAACCACGAUUCGGCACCGUCCGAUCUCGCCUCACAAGAUGCACUACCGGAUGGAAGGUCCGAUCAACUUUCUUGGGACUGGGACAAUCUUGCUCGUCUCUGGGAAGCUGAGGGGUGGUUCAACCACAAGGAGGCUGAGCAAGUUCGUUCUCACUAUGCUGGAUACUCGGUUACUCCGCGAAAGGGGCUGAGGAUCAUUGCGAUUAACACUGACUUUUGGUACAAGAACAACGUGUUCAACAUGAUCCAUACUCAAAACCCUGACUAUUCGGGCAGUUUGCGGUUCCUGACGGACGAACUGUUCCGUGCGGAGAAGCACGGAGAACGGGUCUGGAUCGUAGGUCAUGUGCUCACAGGAUGGGAUGGAAGCAAUCCCUUGGACAACCCAACCAACCUGUUCUACCAGAUCGUAGACCGAUUCGCACCGCAUGUCAUCGCACAUAUCUUCUUCGGUCACACCCACGAAGAUCAAUUCAACAUCUUCUACACCAACAACGCUACAAGCAAAGCAGCUUCUGCUGCUAAAGCUGUCUCUUUCAUGGCUCCCUCUAUUACUCCGGGUAACAACGUCAAUCCAGCACUACGAAUCAUGCAUGUGAACGCGACAACCUACGAAGUUGUUGACUAUCAUCAGUUCUACACUGAAGUUCCCACUUUCCCUGGGUUGCUGGAGACAAGUCACGGACCAGUGUACGACUAUCUUUACUCGGCAAGGGAUGCGUAUGGUAACUUUACCGCUUCGAAUGGGAACUCAACGCAUCCUGUCCCGGGCGGUGUUUGGCCGAAAGAUGCUCCGUUGAACGCCACUUUCUGGGCAAAGCUGACAGAGGAGAUGGCGGUCAGGAAGGAGUUGGUGCAGCAGUUUACGGUGUAUCAGGGUAGGAAUAGUCCGAAGAGUCCAAAGUGUACGAGUGAUGAAUGUGUGAAGGCAAAAAUCUGUUAUAUGCAGUCAGGAUCGGGUCCGUUGGGGAAACAGUGUAUUCCUGGUUAUGCUUCUGUUCAGUCCGAAUAG